Messenger RNA from Zootoca vivipara (common lizard), 8881 nucleotides. It is a transcript of the gene PRP4K, whose product is annotated as pre-mRNA processing factor kinase PRP4K. NCBI's taxonomy places the organism in Eukaryota, Metazoa, Chordata, Lepidosauria, Squamata, Lacertidae. Gene Ontology annotation, molecular function: ATP binding; protein serine/threonine kinase activity. The record is from RefSeq and is a predicted model, not a curated record. Gene Ontology annotation, biological process: peptidyl-threonine phosphorylation; peptidyl-serine phosphorylation; mRNA cis splicing, via spliceosome.
CGGCUUACGCUGCCGGCACGCAUGCGCGACGUCUCAAUCGCUUCAGCUUUCGACGGCGGCGGCGACGGCGACGGCGGUGGAAGUCGAGGAGUUCGGAAGUUCAAAAUGGCCGCGGCGACGAUAGUGGAGUCGGGGCUGCGGGGGCGCGGAAUUGAUGAUGCUGAUAUUUCUGAGAGAAGUGCAAAUGAAGAAAAUGGGGAUAUUUCAGAAGGAGAGCAACCACAAAUUAAACACAGCCGGCAUAAAAAAAAGAAACACAAACACCGAGGUAAACAUAAGAAACAUAAACAUUCUUCAGAAGAAGAUAAGGACAAAAAACAUAAACAUAGGCACAAACAUAAGAAACAUAAACGAAAGGAGAUUACUGAUGCCUCUGAUAGAGAAGAUGGUCCAGCAAAAAGAACUAAAAUUGAUUUCUUAGCUCCUUUAGAAGACUUAGAGAAACAAAGAGCAUUGCUUAAAGCUGAACUUGAAAAUGAGCUAAUGGAAGGAAAAGUUCAGUCUGGGAUGGGAUUAAUAUUGCAAGGUUAUGAGUCAGGUUCUGAAGAGGAGGGAGAAAUCAAUGAUAAGGUGAGAAAUGGGACUAGAUCUGCAACCAAGUCAUCAAACGUUAAAGGGAAACCAGAGAUUGUAGACAAUAAAACAAGUUCAAAGAAACGGAGUAAGAGCAGAUCAAAAGAACGGACUCGGCACAGAUCUGAUAAAAAGAAAAGCAAGUCAGGAAUUGAUGGAAUAAAAGAGAAAACAACAAGAAGUAAAUCAAAAGAGAGGAGAAAAUCAAAAAGCCCAUCUAAAAAAAUAAAGUCUCAAGACCAAGUAGGAAAGUCAAAGUCUCCAACUCUUAGAAGGCGCUCUCAGGAGAAAAAUAGGAAGUCAAAGUCUCCAGAAGAUAAGACUAAAGCAGAAGAUAAGAUGAAGUCUAGAGAUCAUAAAAAAUCUCCAGCUGUUAAUGAAAGUAAAAACAGAGAUCGUGGCAAAAAAUCUAAAUCUCCAGUAGAACAAAGAAGCAAAUCCAAAGACAGACGAUCAAGGUCUAAAGAUCGAAAAUCCAGGAGAUUGGAGACUGAAAAAGAGAAGAAGCCCACCAAAUCUCCUUCUAAAGAUGCAUCAUCAGGGAAAGAAAACAGGUCUCCUGGUAGAAGACCUGGCCGCAGCCCUAAAGGAAGAAGUUUGUCUCCCAAAGCACGAGAUAAGCCAAGACGCAGCAGAUCACCUCUCCUUAAUGAUCGCCGAUCUAAGCAGAGUAAAUCGCCCUCUCGAAAUCUGUCUCCUAGAAGAGCAAAGAGUAGAUCUGUAGAAAGAAAAAGAAGAGAAUCGGAAAGGAGGCGUUUUUCUUCUCCAAGAACACGAACUAGGGAUGAUAUCCUCUCUAGACGUGAGCGAUCAAAAGAUGUCAGCCCACCAAGGUGGUCCCCAUCCAGAAGAAGAUCCAGGUCUCCUAUUCGACGAAGAUCUCGCUCAGUUCUUCGACGUAGCCGGUCUCCAAGAAGGAGGAGUAGAUCUCCUCGGAGAAGGGAUAGGGGUCGACGGAGUCGAUCUCGUCUUAGGAGGAGGUCUAGGUCACGGGGUGGCCAUAGGCGGAGGAGUAGGAGCAAAAUAGAAGACAAAUUUAAAGGAAGCCUUUCUGAAGGGAUGAAGGUUGAGCAAGAAUCCUCAUCAGAUGAAAACCUUGAAGACUUUGACGUUGAAGAAGAAGAUGAGGAAGCUUUGAUAGAGCAGAGAAGAUUACAGAGGCAAGCAAUUGUUCAGAAAUACAAGUACCUAACUGAAGAUAGCAACAUGUCUAUGCCAUCUGAACCAAGCAGUCCUCAGAGCAGCACUCGCAGUCGCUCAAACUCACCUGAUGACAUUCUAGAGCGGGUAGCUGCUGAUGUUAAAGAGUAUGAACGGGAAAAUGUGGACACUUUUGAAGCCUCAGUGAAGGCUAAGCACAACCUCAUGGCUGUUGAGCAAAAUAAUGGUUCAUCUCAGAAGAAAAUUACAGCUCCUGACAUGUUCACCGAGUCAGAUGAUAUGUUUGCUGCAUAUUUUGAUAGUGCACGCCUUAGGGCUGCUGGCAUUGGAAAAGACUUCAAAGAAAACCCCAAUCUCAGGGAUAACUGGACAGAUGCAGAGGGGUAUUAUCGUGUUAACAUAGGUGAAGUUCUAGAUAAACGCUACAAUGUAUAUGGGUACACUGGCCAAGGAGUUUUCAGUAAUGUGGUGAGGGCCAGAGAUAUGGCAAGAGCAAACCAAGAAGUGGCUGUCAAAAUCAUUAGGAACAAUGAGCUUAUGCAAAAAACUGGUUUAAAAGAAUUAGAAUUCUUGAAGAAACUCAAUGAUGCAGAUCCUGAUGACAAGUUCCAUUGCCUGCGAUUGUUCCGGCAUUUUUAUCACAAGCAGCACCUUUGUUUAGUAUUUGAACCACUCAGUAUGAAUUUACGAGAGGUGCUAAAGAAGUAUGGAAAAGAUGUUGGCCUCCAUAUAAAGGCAGUACGAUCAUAUAGUCAGCAGCUGUUCCUAGCAUUAAAACUUCUUAAAAGAUGCAACAUCUUGCAUGCUGAUAUCAAACCAGACAAUAUUUUAGUGAAUGAAUCUAAAACUAUUCUAAAACUUUGCGAUUUUGGGUCGGCUUCACAUGUUGCGGACAAUGACAUCACACCGUAUCUUGUCAGCCGAUUUUAUCGUGCUCCUGAAAUAAUUAUAGGCAAAAUCUAUGACUACGGUAUAGAUAUGUGGUCUGUAGGCUGUACAUUAUAUGAACUUUACACAGGAAAAAUACUGUUUCCUGGGAAAACCAACAAUCAUAUGUUGAAACUUGCUAUGGACCUCAAAGGAAAGAUGCCAAACAAGAUGAUCCGAAAAGGAGUCUUCAAAGAUCAACACUUCGAUCAAAAUCUCAACUUUAUGUACAUAGAGGUAGAUAAAGUAACAGAAAGGGAAAAAGUAACUGUCAUGAGCACCAUUAAUCCAACAAAGGACCUGCUGGCAGAUUUAAUUGGGUGCCAACGCCUCCCUGAAGAUCAGCGCAAAAAGGUUCACCAGCUGAAGGACUUGUUGGACCAGAUCCUCAUGUUAGACCCAGCUAAACGGAUUAGUAUCAACCAGGCUCUGCAGCAUGCCUUCAUCCAGGAGAAAAUUUAAAUCCAGCGAAGAUGUUCAAAGGGUUUGACUAGUUAAUAUACAAAGACUGAUGCAAUUUCACAGCAAUUUAUAAAUGUACAUAUAGCAUAUAAAUAAUUACCCUGCAAAGUUGAGGAAGAAUGAUAUAUUUGAAUUAACACCAAGGCGGAUAUUUCUUUUAGAAAUGUUAGAGUAAAUCUGUUUGUCUCUCACAUGAAGAUUUUUUCACUGUAGAACUGUUUUAUUGCCAAGACUGCACAGAAAUACAAUGUUAGCGUAUAUGGCUGCAGUUCCCAAACAUAUAUAUAUAUAUAUAUAUAUAAUAUAUAUAUAAACACACACACAUGCUCUCUCUCUGUCUCACCCUAACUAAAUGCAACAAAGCAUCUCUUAAAAUAUCAGUAAGACUGGGUGGUUGAUUUUGGUUUUUAGCAGAUUUGGCUUCAUUUUGGUCUCUGAAAAAUGGCCAGCAUAAAUGCUGUUUAUAUUGCAUUUUCCUAGGUGUGUGCGUGCAGGCCACAGCAGCAUGCCCUUGGUGUAGUCAGUGCCGAAGGGGGUCUAUUCCUUCUUGAGCCUGCCCGCAGGGAUGGUCUCCUCUUUUAAAGCAGGUUGUGUACAACUUUCAGUACACUGAAGGUAAGCUAAACCAUCAACAUCACUGACGUUUAAGAUGUUAAUUGUACUGGAGCAACUGACAAAUGAGGGUCAAUAGCUUUGUGGCAGAAUUCCCUGCAUGUUUUUAUAAUUGAUCUUGUUUUUUUGUUUUCUGGCAUUACAACUGGCAUAAUUCCAACUUCUGUUUGAUCAUCACAUUCAAAGAAAAAAAAAUGGGGUGUGUGUGCACUUGAUGGAGAGAGCGCCUUCAGUGUACUGUUUAUUACUUUCACUUUAAAAAAAUCAACUUGCUAUAUAUAGACUUUAUACAUUUUGUUAAAUGCAGUUCACUAUGGCAUAGAGCCAAUACUUAGAGAAGUUUUCAUUUCCUAAUGACAAAUGCCGAGCUCCAUUUCCAAAAGUCCUUAUUUCAUGGCCAGAUAGAGAACACCAUAAUAAAGAUUUUUUAGCUACUUGUAUGUCAUUUGAAAGUGUACUGCUUUAUGCUAAAGGUGUUUUUCAUUUGUUCAUUGUUUUCAUUAUUUGUGAUCAUGUUGUCUUUCAAUACAGGCAUAAACCUUCCACUCUUGAACAAAGCAGCUGCUUUUUAAAAGCGGUAAUUGCUUCUUUACCUUUUAUUUCUUUUGUAAAUGAAGCUUUCUUUAAGAAAUGUGACUUUAAAGUGUUGUCUCUUGCAUAAAACAGUUGACAUUCACUUAUUGUAAAGUGAAGAUUGUUCUGCUGCAUGUAAAGUGGACCAUGCAGAUUUCUGUAUGUUUUCAGUAUGCAUCAUUAGAUAAUAAAGUCUUUUGUGAACAAGGCAUUGGUAGCCAUUUUUAAAAGAUUUUUGUCUCCAGUGUUGCCGACUCAGGUAAUCGCAUCAGUGGAAUCUUUCAUUUUUGAUAGUCCGUUAAUUAAAGCAGUUAAUAAAAGAUGUGGCCCAUUGAAAGAGAAAUUAGAUUCUUAAUUAUCCACAUUUCAGUUUAGAUACUACCCCCUGCACCCUACAGAUACUAUCUACUUUCAUUGUAAAUUUAUUCCUGUAGGUUGUUGGAUUCGAAUCAGGUUUUAACUAAUGUUUGUGCUGUUUUUCUUACUUUUCCUUUUUGAUGGUGCUGAGAGAGACAAGGAAAGCAAGUCACAGGCCACUCAACGCCUACUCCAGGGGGUCUGGUUUGCUGAGACACCAACUUCACCUUCCUAACAAGGUUAUUUCUGACAGCAUGUGUAGAUAAACAUUUAGCAACAACUUAAACAAUAGUUCCUUGUUCAACAUGAAGGUACCAAACUCAGUGGAUUAACGUUUACCGAUCCAAUUCUUGCAUUAAAAAAACCAAUCCACGUAAUAUCUUAUUUGUAUGUAUUUCAUGUAUGUUGCACAGGUGUACAAAAACACCCCAAAUCAUGAAAUUCUGUAAAUAGGAUUUUUGAAAAUCCAUUUAGGCAGAUAAUUGCAUCCAGUUGUGCGCAUUUAGUACAAUCGGUCACGCUGCUUGCCAAAGGGGUGAUCUAUCCCCCCUCCCCAUGUUAAAAAAGCAAACUACAAAGGAGGCAAGUGAUAUUAACCUGCCUGUCUUGACCCUCUACCCUUUUUCUUCUCCAGUUAAAGUUACUUUGAAAGUAGCAAAUCUGUUUCUCUGUCAACUUACUUAAAAUGCUUCUUGUUUGUGCAGGAGACAGAAUGCAGCUUUUACUCUCACUGAAAUGAAGAAGUAGAUUACUUGGUAGUUAUUUGCACACAGCAGUGUGGCGCGCACUGCUUUGGCGACACCUCCAGGCUAUCUUGCACGCCGGGUGGCAUUCUGACACAGAUUGUCAUAAAAUUCUAUUGCCUCCACCAUUGUUCCUUGCCCCCCCCCAUUUACAACUAAUGAAAAGAGUUGGUCAUGUCAACUCCUGUAGCAGCUACCAGGAUUUGUAAACAGUUCCUAAGAAAAACAAAGUUGCUUGUUUACUUGUUCUUUGUGUUAUAGGUGCCGCUCAAAUGAAGAUGAUGGAAACCAGAAGACAUGAACAAAGGUUUCUGUUCUAUAAAAGAUAUGAAAAACAUUCAUUUAGUUAUGUCUAGUUUUUUUUUCUGUUCACAGCACUGAGAUAUAUAGGCUUCAUUUACACUUUUGCCAUUCUGGCAGUUCUUAGCAUAGUACCGUUGUGGUGUUUUUAUGUAAAAUGUGUCUGUUUCAUCUUUUGGGUGAUGUGAUUUUGUUGUGAUAAACUUGAGAUAGGCAUGGUUAAAUAAAUAUUUUAUUUAAUACAUUUUUAUUGCACCCUUCCUGCCAAAGGAGCCCUAGCGAUAAGCUAACAGACGUACCAUUUAAAAUUUUGCAAGCAGGUAUACGCAUACUGCAACAUUAAUUUAUCCCAGAGCAUUAUAUUUCUUUGACUGCAAAAUAUCAAUCUUACUUUGGAUGUCUCAAAGUGUUAAGAAGAAGUCAGACCUUUGCAGAGGAUGGCUGUAUGGGUGUGUACCUGAAAAGCCAGCAGAGAUUCUGGAGGUGUAGACCAGUUUUUUUUAUAACUCAGUUCAAUAUCCACAUUGUAGUGGGAGAUCAUAGAACUCUGCUUUGCUUCUCUCAGCAGCCCAGUUUAGACUUUUAAGUGGAGCCGCUUUCUGAUGGAAACUAGACUAAGCUUAAAAAACAAACAAACUGAAAGCCACAGGUCAGUCAAGCCACAGGUCAGUCAAGCAAGAAUUAAAUAUACUGCUUUUAGCAGGAUAUUUACUGUAUCAAUUGCAACAGUUUGGAAAUGUAUUUUAAGAAUUUCUUCUAGUUCUAUUUAUCCUUCUGCUGCAGUGUAGGUUGCUAUGGCACACAAGGUUAUUUUGAAAUGUCUUUGAUAUAUCUGAUACUGAUUUCUGCCUUUGCUAAUCAUGUGUUUCCCUUCCUGUGUAGGGUAAGUGGCAGAAAAUUUCUGAGAAACAUUUGCAUGGAUUGAAGUUUGCUCAGGAGGCAGAUCAGACUAUGAAAAUACAGAAGGCUGAUAUCUUUGUGAGAUUGAUGAACAGUAAUGAACUUGUGCAUCAAAAAGUGAAGCAGUGGUUUAAGAUAACUAUUUUUACCAUUCAUUUUUGACAUUUGAUGAAUAACGAGCUUAUUAAAGUUUUUUUUAGUGUUUGCUUAUGCCGAGUUCUAUUGAAUAUUAAAUAACAAUGCAACAACACAUUCCUAAAAUGUGCUUCUAACCAUGUAGUAUGAUCUACCUGUUGUAUUAGUCUGGUGGUUCAAAGAAUAAACACCAUUGCAUUGAUUGAUUUGCCCAAAACCACACCACAUUCACCAUUCAACUGGAGUGAGUUGUUAACACAAGCAAGGAGUAAACCUUGUCACCAGCCACAACACUGAGUUAACAGGAAGACUCUGUAAGUUUAUCUAAGACCUGUGGUCUUCCAGAUUUGGACUCUCAACUCCCAUAAGCUCCAGCCAGCAUGUUGAGUGGUCAGGAUGAUGGGAGUUAUAGUGCCAGCCACAUCUGAAGGGCCACAGGUUCCCCAUGCCCAAUCUAAGAAAACCUCCAUAAUGCCUGGGCAUUGUCACAUUUUGAGAUGCAUUCGUUUUAGUUCAGAUUGUGGAUAAGCACAGGCUUGAUCUCUGUGAUAAUGUGUUUUACCACAAACCUAACAUUGAUGAACAUGGUAGAAGUUAUUCUUCUACCUAGAAGUUAUUCUUUCACUUCUGCUUUUCAUUAUAGUAACUGUCAAGGUUUUACUGCCAUUAAUUCCUUCUUGUGAAUGAAAUUACUAAUAAAAUGAAAACUAUAUAAGCUACAGCUUUGAGGGUUGUUGUUUUCUUUACAAUCAAGCAGUGUUGAAAUUUUAUGGGCUUUUAUCCAGUAUUAUGUAAGUACACACAAGGAUAUUUCCCUUCCCAUUUCUCCCCUACACCCCCCCCCCAAAAGGCUUUCCAGGAGGUCAGGGGUGGUGGUGGGCUCAAAAUCAGGAAGAGGAAUCUUGUCCCAGAAUGCUAUUUUAUUUCCUCCACUCUUUUUAUUGCACCUUCAUUCAACAGUCCACAAUGUUCAGUAGAUUCUACCUGACAUUAUGGCAAGCUUUUUGGCAGGUACAGGAAAAUAUAUACAGUCAUACCUCAUGAUACCGCCGCUUCAUGUUGCGUCUUUUCAGGUUAUAGACACGCCAAACCCGGAAGUCCCGGAACGGGUUACUUCCGGUUUCGGCGCGUCCGUAACCUGUGCCCAUGUGCCAGAAGCACUGCAUUGCGCCACACGCAUGCGCAGAUGCAGCACUUCAUGUUGCGGCCUUUUCAUGUUGCGAACAGGCCGCCGGAACGUAUCCCGUUUGCAAGAUGAGGUACCACUGGUACGUCAGUUUAUGAACUUAAUCCAUUCCAGAAGUCCGUUCUUUAACCGAAACCGUUCUUAAACUGAGGGCGCUUUCCCUAAUGAGCCUCCCACCGCCAGUGCCCCUCCACCAUUCAGAUUCCGUUCUUAGACCGAGGUAAAGUUUUCAGGCCAAGACACUGUUUCUGGUUUUGCAGAGUUUGUAAACCAAAUCGUUUUUAAACCGGACUGUUCUUAAACCAAGGUACCGCUGUAUAUAUAUUGGGGAGCGGAUCAUGCCUCAUGGGCGCAUAACAGAUACAACCCAAAGUCAGUUUACAUGAAAGGAGGGAGGGCACGUUACUGUUAAGAAGGGUUUAGAGAAAAUGCUGUCUUGAGAACACAACAGUAUUGCAAGCUUAUCUAAAAAUACAAAAAAAAUGUAAACCUCUUCCGAGACUAAAUUAAUAGAAAAUGGUUCAGAACUCCCACAUUUUCUCCCUAGACCUACAUGUGUAUGUGCCAAUUGAUGGUAACACUUAAUGCAUCUGAUAAUGGUCUCUCUAGUCCUCGGAAGCCUGUAUCACAAUAAAUCUGUUAAGUUUUUAAAGUGCUAAAAGUCUCUCUUGUAUCUGAGUGAACAUCACACUUCUAGUAUUCUUCAAUAGAAACAUACUACAGUAUAAGUAGAAUAUGAAAAAACUGCUUUCAAGUUUUUUUCAAACUCGUGUAGUCAGUAUUAUCUUAUUUUUAGAGCAACAGCAGCCUAUGAUUGUUUUCUGUUUUCUGCUUGCCUGUGAUUCACUCUCCUAAAAGCUGAAUGAAACGAACAUCCUUUGUAUUCAGUAUUUGUAUUUCUCUUAAGUAUGAUUAUGUUUUGCUAAAUAAAUAACAUCCACUAUUUGAAGCA